Molecule: messenger RNA, 1008 nt
Organism: Eimeria mitis
Lineage: Eukaryota; Apicomplexa; Conoidasida; Eucoccidiorida; Eimeriidae
Exons: 1
Coding region: 1-1008 (335 amino acids)
Source: RefSeq, a predicted model, not a curated record
AUGGUUCCCCAUUCACAUCCACUUCUUGGAGAUGCUCUGCCGCCGCUUAGCAACACUGCGGAGGGCGUGGCUUCAGAUUCUGAAAAGCAGACAAUAAUCGGCCGUGAUGGGGCGGUGGCUUGUGUGCAACAUGAGAGAAAAUCUUCAUACUCUUUUCCGGUGCCUCUGCUAAGCGUAGCACUUAUCUCGUUGGCUGUCGUGUACUUGGUGCUGCGUUGUUUUGACGUGACAAAGGGAAGAUCUCGGGUGGAUCCGUUGAGGAGAUCGCUUGCAGCUGCCGACGGAAGGCCAUGCAACGGAUAUGAAGAAGGCGAUAAAAGCGGCGAAGGUGGGGAGGUUGCGGAGUGGGGGGCAUUUGGGCAUGGGGGAUCUGAUGGAACUUCUAGGGAGCGUUCGGCAGAAGGCGAUAUUGGUCGGUGGGUGUGGCACACACGAGAAACUCUAAGAUGGCCAUCAAUGCCAACGACAACAGCUACUGGAGGCUUCGGAGUAACUCAUGGAGUUAGGUCUGUGAAUGGACUCCAUGCUGCAGCUUCAACGGUGGGAUUCCAACCAGCCCAGUCGCAAGAUAGUCGUCCUGUAGGGUCCCUUUGGGCCCAAGAAGUGCCGGGCUCUGAAUCGGCAGUAAUGGGACGCCACUUUAAAGUUGCCUUCCAACAACGGAAUGAAACCGGUCAUCCUGCAGGAGGUCCCGGUGGAAUGUUGCGUGAAGAAGAAGUGUUGAAAAUGUGGGAAGGAAGAGGCCUACCUCCAGCUACUCAGGAGCAGGUUGUCAGUCUGUCUCAGCAAAUGGGUGCUGCUGUAUUGAUGUGCCAGUCCUUGUUACCUGCGCUAACCCACAGCCAGCGGUUGCGUCUGGCGCUUGAAGUGGUGAGGCUUCUGGCACUGCAACUGGGAGCUUUUUCCCUCGUGCAACAGCAUCUCGAGCCUUUCCGGUCACAGCUGGGUUACGACCUAUUGCAGCUAAGUAAUGAAGCUGAGACGCAGCGGCGACGAGGAGCACCUUGA